AUGGGCGGGCGCCCCUCGAGCCCCCUGGACAAACAGCAGCAGCAGCACCUGAAAGGCCAGGUGGACACCCUGCUGAGGAAUUUCUUGCCUUGCUACCGUGGGCAGCUGGCGGCCUCGGUCCUGCGGCAAAUCUCCAGAGAGCUGGGCCCCCAGGAGCCAGCCAGAUGCCAACUGCUGCAGAACAAAAAGCUACCCCGAGUCCGUGAGCACCGAGGGCCCCUGACCCAGCUGCGGGGUCACCCACCCCAGUGGCAGCCAACCUUCUGUGUUCUGCGUGGGGAUGGCCGCUUGGAGUGGUUCAGCCACAGGGAGGAAUAUGAAAAUGGGAACCGUCCCCUGGGCUCCACGACCCUGACGGGGUACACAGUCCUGACUUCCCAACGUGAAUAUCUCUGCCUGUUGGAUGCUCUCUGCCCAGACUCCUCAAACCAUACGCAGGAAGAGCCUGAUCCCCUCUUGGAGAGGCCGGUUAGCUCCCCCCUGUUCCUGCAGCAUCCCUUCCGCCAGCACCUCUGCUUCUCUGCAGCCACAGGGGAGGCGCAGCGUGCUUGGAGACUAGCCCUGCAAGGUGGCAUCCGGCUUCGAGGCACAGUCCUGCAGCGAAGUCAAGCGCCGGCAGCCCGUGCCUUCCUAGAUGCCAUACGGCUCUACCGGGAACAACACGGCCAAUUUGGCAACGAUGACGUGACCCUGGGCUCCGACGCUGAGGUGCUGACCUCGGUACUGAUGCGGGAGCUGCUGCCAGCGCUGCGAGCCCAGACCCUGCCCGGCCUGCGAGGAGCCGGCCGCGCCCGGGCCUGGGCCUGGACCAAGCUCCUGGAUGCCGUCUACGCUGCAGUCCUGGCUGGGGCCUCCGCGGGGCUCCGCGCCUUCCAGCCCGAAAAGGACGAGCUGCUCGCGGCCCUGGAGAAGACAAUCCGCCCAGACAUGGAUCAGAUGCUGCGGCUGAGGGCGCGCGUGGCUGCAAGGCUGAAGGCCGAGGUCCAGAGCCCCCUGGAGUCGUGCCUGCGCGGGAAGGUGGAUGCACAGCUGCCCCGGAUCACGCAGACGCUGCUGAGCACUGUGGAAGCCGAACUCGCGGCGGUGCGGACCCUCCUAACCCAGGGCAUGGACCGCCUGUUCCGCCUCCUGCGUGGGAGCUCCUCCAGCACCCAGCUGCGGAAGGAGGUAUACUCAUUUGGGGAGAUGCCAUGGGACCCAGAGCUGAUGCAGAUUUGCUACCGAGAGGCCAAGAGGAGCCGGGGGCAGCUGGGGCAGCUGGCAGCACCGUUUGGCUUCUUUGGAACACAGAGCCUAGUGUUUGGGGCCCAGGAUCUCGCACAGCAGCUCAUGGCUGACGCCGUGACCACCUUCCUACAGCUGGCUGACCAGUGUCUGACCACGACUCUGGACUGCAACCAGGCCACCCAGCAGCUGGAGAAAGUCAGGGGGCGCGUGCUGAAGAAAUUCCAGUCGGAUAGCAGCUCGGCGCGGAGCAGGUUCAUCCACGGCUGGCUGCUCUGCAUCUUCUUGCCCUUCGUGUUGAGCCAGCUGGAGCCGAGCUGCAAAGCGGAGCUGCUUAAGUUUGAAGGGGACGUCCUUGCUGUGGGCAGCCCUGCCCUGACUAUCGAGGGGAUUUACGAGGAUGUUGUCCGGGGGUUCCUGCUCCAGAGGAUCAAUCGAGAAUUGAAAAAGGCCCUUGGGGCCAGAAACAUGUCCUGCAUUCUGGAUGACUGCUCAGAGGAGCCAUGGGACCAGGCAGAAGCAGAUGUAGAAACUGAGGCUCGUAGAGGGAUUUGCUCCAGGCAACCAGGCCCCAGCACCGAGGUCUAGCCACUAUGCCCACUGCCUCCUCCAGGGACAUUCCAGCGCUGAAGCUCUGCCCACACUUACAGUCAUUCUCAACAGAUAAAUGUCUACUUGUGUAAUUUCGGAGUCAAAUAUAUGUACCAUUUCAAGUCUUAUUAUGACCCCUACACCUCCACCUUAUUCCUCUCUGGAAAGGCUGUGCCUUUUAUUAACACUUCCACCAACAGUAUUUGUGCAUAUUCUCCUUUCCAAAC
Messenger RNA from Dama dama (fallow deer), 2042 nucleotides. It is a transcript of the gene NIBAN3, whose product is annotated as niban apoptosis regulator 3. Bases 1 to 1812 code for a protein of 603 amino acids. The record is from RefSeq and is a predicted model, not a curated record. Lineage: Eukaryota; Metazoa; Chordata; Mammalia; Artiodactyla; Cervidae. The transcript is spliced from 15 exons.